CGCAACGUCGUCGGCGGGGAGCUCGAGUGCUGCUGCGCGGAGGUGCGGGACACGGGCAUCGGCACGGGCUUCUUCCGCGACGGCCACUGCUCCACGGGCCCGUCGGACGAGGGCAGCCACACGGUCUGCGUCGUCGCGACGGAGGCGUUCCUCCGCUUCAGCGAGGCCGCCGGGAACCCGCUCGCCACGCCCUUCCCGGAGUACAUGUUCCCGGGCCUCGAGCCGGGCGACAGGUGGUGCCUCUGCGCGCGGCGCUGGGCGCAGGCGCGCGACGCGGGCUUCGCGCCCGAGGUCUACCUCCGGGCGACGCACGAAAAGACGCUCGACGUCGUCGCGCUCGACGAGCUCAAGACCUACGCGCUCGACCUC
Messenger RNA from Aureococcus anophagefferens, 369 nucleotides. RefSeq lists its product as hypothetical. The annotation marks the transcript as partial. NCBI's taxonomy places the organism in Eukaryota, Pelagophyceae, Pelagomonadales, Pelagomonadaceae. The transcript has a single exon. The record is from RefSeq and is a predicted model, not a curated record.